CUCUUCUCUCGCGAUACAUUUCCAUAUUUUUUACUUGGCUACGCACAUCAACACCUAAAGUCUGCUGGCUUUGAGAAGCACAUUACCUGGGGAAAUGAGUGUAACACUCACAAAUGGGGCAGUUGAAGCCCUGGUAAAAGGCUCAGAUGUGAACAAUGCCGUGCUGCAGAUACUUAACAUCCGUCAGGUGUCUACUGGCUCUCCACCCAGGUACCGGCUAAGGAUGAGUGAUGGCCAGCACACUUGGUCUUCCUUCCUACUGGCUACACAGUUAAACGAUCUGACAGAAGACAACCUGGUACCUAACAGUGUGUUUCUGGUGAAGAAGUCCAUCAACAAUACAUUGACAGAUGGAAGGUCUGUGGUGAUUUUGUUGGACAUGGAGAUGUUGCAGUCUGCCGAAGAAACUGGAGGGAAGAUUGGAGAUCCCACUCCAUAUGAAACAGUUGGUAUGACUUUUUUUAAAUGCAUAUUCAUGAAGUCAGGAUCCAUUAAAAAUGGCUUUCAUGUUCCUUAUGGUGUUUUUGAACUUGCAGUUAAGACGUCAUCUUCACAGGAGUCUGUCUCCAGCACCUCUGUCCCGGCCUCCCUUCCAUCUGCAGCAGAACCUGGUCCCUCUAAGUGGAACAAAAGCAACCGUUCUCCUCCACGAGGACAGGGAAGUGGUUUUGUGGGAAAGUCCCCCAUGAAGGUAUCACCCAUGGGGGCAUCACCCAGGAAGGCAUCACCCAUGUGGGCAUCACCCAUGAAGGCAUCACCCUUGGGGGCAUCACCCAUGAAGGCAUCACCCAUGGGGGCAUCACCCAUGAAGGCAUCACCCAUGGGGGCAUCACCCAUGGGGGCAUCACCCAUGAAGGCAUCACCCAUGGGGGCAUCACCCAUGAAGGCUUCAACCUCCAAGUUUUCACCAAUGAAAGCUUCACCAAUGAAAACUUCCCCUCACAAGUUUACACCCACAAAGGGUGGCAGCACUUCUCCAGGUUCUUCAACAAAAGUGAUUCCAAUAGAAGGCCUCAACCCUUACCAAAGCAAAUGGACUAUCAGAGUCCGAGUCACCAACAAGUCCAGCAUCCGCACCUGGAGUAACUCUCGAGGAGACGGAAGGCUUUUCUCCUUUGAAGUACUGGACGAGAGUGGAGAAAUCAAGGUCACAGCGUUCAACAAAGAAGUGGACCAGUUUUUCUCACUAGUGGAGCAAGGCAAGGUGUACUACAUCACUAAGGCUACACUGAAGGUAGCUAACAAACAGUUCAACACACUGAAGAACAACUACGAGAUGACCCUCCACGCUCACUCAUCCGUCGUGCCAUGUGAUGACAGUCAGGGCAUUCCCGCAGUGAACUGUGACUUUGUGCCCAUUGCAGAGCUGGAGAACAGAGAUACAGACACCAUUGUUGAUGUAAUUGGAGUGUGCAAGAGUGCCGACGAUGUAUCCCGUAUCACCACAAAGACCAGCAAAGAAGUCUCCAAGAGGGCCCUCCAGCUAAUAGACACGACUGGCAAAGUGGUGACACUCACACUGUGGGGAGAGGAGGCGGAGAAGUUUGCCUGCUCUGUAAACCCUGUGGUGGCCGUCAAAGGCGCUCGGCUGUCUGAUUUUGGGGGCAGAUCUGUCUCAACUUUGUUCAGUUCAACAGUCAUGGUCAACCCAGACUUACCCGAGGCUUUUAGUCUGCGGGCCUGGUAUGACCAGGGAGGCUAUGCGCUGGACGGCCAAUCCCUCACAGAGACCAGGUCAGCGGGCAGCGGAGCAAAGACCAACUGGAAAACGCUGAGCGAAGUUAAGAAUGAACACCUGGGACAUGGAGAGAAGGCUGACUACUUCAGCUGCCUGGCGACGGUCCUGUACACUCGUAAGGAGAACUGUCUGUACCAGGCCUGUCCCACUGAAGACUGCAACAAGAAGGUGAUCGACCAACAGAACGGACUGUACCGCUGCGAGAAGUGUAGCCGAGAGUUCCCCAACUUCAAAUACCGACUCAUACUUAAUGCCAACUUAGCAGACUUCGGGGAUAACCAGUGGGUGACAUGCUUCCAGGAGACAGCUGAGGCCCUGUUGGGUCACAGUGCAGAAAUACUGGGACAGCUCAGAGACACAGACGAGAAUGCAUUCGAUGAAGUCUUUCAGAAAGCCAACUUUACAACCCACAUCUUCAGAAACCGAGUCAAGCUGGAGACGUACAACGAUGAGAGCAGAGUGAAGGUGACGGUGAUGGAGGUGCAGCCGGUGGACCACAGGGAGUUCAGCCGGAGACUCCUCAGCAACAUCCGCAGAUUGUCCAGCUGAACCCGGUCCCAGUCAUCUGAAAGCUGCCCCGGUGAUUAAACUCUUCUUCCACUGGUCUCUGACUGGUGUCCGCCGCUUCCCUCCAGCCAGAUAACAGCCUAUCUGAGACAGCAGAGGGCCGGUGAUUCAUCGCGUUAAAUGGCAGCCAAACAAAAGACUGAUAUUUAGUUGCUCACUUCCCUCAGCGAGCCAUUUGUGAAACACUGCAAAUGGCAUGGGAAUGACUUUUACCUUUUCUUUAUUUAAUGACAUUUUAACAAAGAGCUUUGACUUUCUGAUUAUGCAUAACUGUGUUCUAGACCUGCUUACAUUUGUAUCAUGUUUCAUGUGUAUCAUACAUGGUAAGUUUGAAGAGUUUUCUCUUUUUUAUACAAAUGAUUCAUCUCUUUGGUUUCCAAUCUGUGGCUCAGUGUUCGUUGAGUGAGAUUUUAUUUUAAGGCAUGGCAAAAGUGUGUGGGUGUUGGCAUUUGUUUCAACUUACAGCGUGUAAUUAUUGUUAAAAUUAUCCUUAGAAGUUUAAGAAAAGAGUUUUGAAUGGUUCUGCACAUCCAAGAUAUGUCAAAGAAAAAGUGAUAAAUUAUGUCAAAAAUAAUCUCUCAUCACUUGUUAUUAAAAGGUUUUGAUUUCCUUAAA
This is a messenger RNA of Gymnodraco acuticeps, 2920 nucleotides long. Its product is annotated as replication protein A 70 kDa DNA-binding subunit-like. Gene Ontology annotation, biological process: double-strand break repair via homologous recombination; meiotic cell cycle; DNA replication. Gene Ontology annotation, cellular component: DNA replication factor A complex; nucleus. Gene Ontology annotation, molecular function: single-stranded telomeric DNA binding; damaged DNA binding. The record is from RefSeq and is a predicted model, not a curated record. The transcript has 16 exons. NCBI's taxonomy places the organism in Eukaryota, Metazoa, Chordata, Actinopteri, Perciformes, Bathydraconidae. The coding region runs from base 95 to 2287 and encodes 730 amino acids.